GAUUUAAUAUAUAAGCUAAAUAUGUAUCCAAGUUAAGUGAAUACAAAGUUAUAGGCGAAACUUAUAUAAACUCAAUAUUCGUUUCCGAACGAAUCUAAAAAUGAGUUAAAACGUCAAACGCAUUUGACAAGCAAGAGUGACAGUAAAAGUUCACAUGCAUUCUAACCUCACUUUUUCGCAUUGAUAAACAAUCUUCAAACUACUUGAUAAGGGGUGCAAUAAUAAAUUAUAAGUGAAACAAUGCCUGAAAUACAAAUAGACGAAGUCUGUCCAAAAGAGGAAGUAUACCCAAUGAUUGUAAACUUCCAAAAUGGCUACGCAACGGAGCAAUUUAAGACAAACGAUUGCACACUAUUUCAAGACCAAAAUACGGGAAAGAAAACUAUAGUAACUGAAUUAUGUGACAUGUUAUAUACUGGGGAAGAAGAGGAAGCAGAUUUAGGGAGAACUUUAAUCCUCGCACGCAACAAAACAACAGGAAAAGUGCGUUUAAUAGAAGUCGAAAACAUUGAACUGAAACCGGUGUUAAAAUCAAACUUGGACACGACGGAAUUGAACGAAACAAGUUAUUUGGAGCUCAGUAGGAAGUUCGGAUCGAAGAAACACAAACAAAUAAUGGAACAUCGUGAAAAACUGAAAGUUAACGUACAAACUGUCACGGAACAGAUGCAAAAUGUUACGGAUACAUUAACAGAAGAUCAAUUAGACUUGUCAGCGUAUAAUAGUGUAAAUUCUGAUGAAUUCUACAUACCUACAAUUAAUAGAGACGCUAAGAAAGUUGAGGAUGUGUACGAUGUUGACGCUAUACUGACUGCGGAUGAGUACGAGAAGAUUUACUCAGAGAUUGAAGGCACGGACUAUAUCAAACAGUUGAAUCCGUUCUUAAAGUCCAUAGCAACGAAGACAUUAUCUCAAACCCAUACCGUUUUACUCGUCUAUGCGGAUACAUUACUAAAAUUGUACUCUACGUUAAUGAAAGAUAUUAGUAAAAAGACGUUCACAGCGUGCCCAUACUCCGGUACGCUCAACAAUAUAGUGAUGAAGAACUUCUUAUCAAACGUCAACGGUAAACGAGGACGGUCGUUGCAAUUUAAGGACAAAUCUUUGUGUUAUAGUUUAGUCUUCAUUCUACUUAUUAACGGUUAUAAGUUUAAUUUUGAUGAGUUGUGUCAGCAAUUGAAGUUGACUUUGAGGACCGUCUCGUCCAAGGUUGCGUUGACUGGUGCUACGUUGGUUACCGUUGGUACGAAGAAGGUAGCGCAGUUGAAGUUACCGCUUAGCAGACCAGCUUUGCGGAGGAGAAGUACCAAGUUCUAAUAUAUUUCUGUUUAAGUUUG
Messenger RNA from Trichoplusia ni (cabbage looper), 1337 nucleotides. Its product is annotated as DNA-directed RNA polymerase I subunit RPA49-like. The coding region runs from base 241 to 1317 and encodes 358 amino acids. Gene Ontology annotation, molecular function: DNA binding. The record is from RefSeq and is a predicted model, not a curated record. Lineage: Eukaryota; Metazoa; Arthropoda; Insecta; Lepidoptera; Noctuidae. Gene Ontology annotation, biological process: nucleolar large rRNA transcription by RNA polymerase I; RNA polymerase I preinitiation complex assembly; transcription elongation by RNA polymerase I. The transcript has a single exon. Gene Ontology annotation, cellular component: RNA polymerase I complex.